This is a messenger RNA of Oryzias melastigma (Indian medaka), 528 nucleotides long. RefSeq lists its product as uncharacterized. The record is from RefSeq and is a predicted model, not a curated record. The coding region runs from base 1 to 528 and encodes 175 amino acids. The transcript is spliced from 5 exons. NCBI's taxonomy places the organism in Eukaryota, Metazoa, Chordata, Actinopteri, Beloniformes, Adrianichthyidae.
AUGGCUCGUCUUCUGCUUCAGAUGCUCUUCAUCAUCACCACCGGCUUUCGAAACCUGGAUGGUGCACUGCUUCCGGGUUUGACGUGUAACGUCACAGAGCAGACCGAUGGAUCGAUCAGGUACCAGAUCUUUGGUAAACCCAGCUCCACAGGGUACGAGUCCUCCUGGGAGAAAAAGAAUGGUAUUGUGAUCGUUGCCAUAACCUCGCAAUACAAUGAAAGUGUGGUAAAGUCCUUAAAGAACGAUUCAGUGGACCUCUAUGUUUGUGAAGACUUCCUGCGCUACAACAUGGAGAGGUUUGAGAAAGACGGAAUACAUUCAAAACUGACUGCUACCUGUAAAGUCAACUGCACUCAUCUGAUGACCAAAGAUUCCCCUCAAGUAGACGGUGAGUUUCUUGUCAGUGAUAUGUGGGAACUCCCACAAUGCCAAACUGUCCCUACAAGUGGAUCUGAUGUUUCUGGUAGCAAAAAUGAGCAAACCUGUAAAGUGAAAAUGUUCAUGCACAGUUUAUCUAUGGGUAUGUAG